CUGAAAUUCAAAUUUGAACCUAAGUAUCGUUUGAGAGCAGAGGAGCUGAGGAGCGUAUACUUCGACAGCGGUCCGUUCUUUGUGGACGAGCCGAACACAUUAGUAAAGAGUGGAUAGAUAUUAAGUGUAACGUUCCUCCGAGAUGGACCCCUUUACCGAGAAAUUGUUGGAGCGCACACGCGCCCGGCGCGAGAACCUGCAGAAGAAGAUGGCGGAGCGGCCCACAGCCGCGAACAGACCCAUGGCAAAGAGGAGCAGGGAGCCAUUGGCUGACACCAAUAGCAUGUUGACUGAGCCCGUCAUGGAAAAGGCGCUGCACCCCUCCUCCAAACCCUCCCCCUCCAAGCGGCGCUGCUCUGAGGAGAACCCCAAGCCGGCCCCCGCCGCCGGGGCAGAGGAGGUGGAGAACCGGGAGCCAGUGGUGGUGCCCCCGGCCGCUCCCCAGGACCCCCCCACAGACAGGAAACCCCCCGCGGGCCCCGCCAGCGUCCGCUCUGCCGCCUCCCUGGAGAGGAGAGCCGGACCCACUCCGUCCAGUGCCGUGCGGCCCCCCGUCCAGCCGCCGCCCCCAGAGCCGGCGAGGGGCGGCCGGGCCCAACCCGAGGCCAUGGUCAUCGCUUCGGACCCGGGCCCGGAGAUCGCUCCCUCCAGGAGCGUGGAGAUGGCCGCCCCCUCUAGGGGCCAGGCGGAGCUCGCUCCCUCCAGGGGCCAGGCGGAGCUCGCUCCCUCCAGGGGCCAGGCGGAGCUCGCUCCCUCCAGGGGCCAGGCGGAGCUCGCUCCCUCCAGGGGUCAGGCGGAGCCCGCCCCCUCUAGGGGCCAGGCGGAGCUCGCUCCCUCCAGGGGCCAGGCGGAGCUCGCUCCCUCCAGGGGUCAGGCGGAGCCCGCCCCCUCCAGGGGCCAGGCGGCCAGCGAGGGGCCCGAGGAGGCCCCUGGUCUGACGGCCGCCGGCAUGAGGUCGCGCCUGCAGAAGCUGGCGGCGCAGAGGAACUACUGGGAUAACGACACAUCCGACGACGUCCCCCUUUCCCCCGUCAAGAGACAGCCAGAAGUGGCCCCUCAGGUCACGGCCCCGGCUCCUUCAGGGGCCCCGGUUGGGAGGAGGGGCCGCCUGGCCAACCUGGCCGCCACCAUCGGCACCUGGGAGGAUGACCUGAGCCAUCCUGCCGUCGCCAAGGACCCCCCACCAGCCAAGCCCGCCUCCACCUUCAUGUCCAGGAAGCCCCCCCAGCAGAGCGCGGCCCCGUCCGGUGGAAGGCCCCUCCCCAGCUCUGCUCAGAUGGGCCCAUCGCCAGUCAGGUCCACCAGAGGGGCCCCGGCCAGCCCCCUGAAGUCUGACGUCCUGAAGCAGACCCCUGCAGUGUCUCAGUCCUCUCCGGCCCCCAGCCCCCAGAAGGCUCUGAACAAGGCCCCCAUGUCUCCCAGUCCCCUAAAGACUCAGGCCCCGUCCAGGCGUCUGGACUCUAACGUGCCGAACGCCAGCCCCAGUAAGUUGGACCUCCCCGCUAAGCCUGCCAGAACGGACCCUUCCAUCCCCUCCAGAGAGCGGGUCUGUGUGGCUGCUCAGGCCUCCACUACCCCUCAGCACCAGAAGGCCUCCUCCGGGACCCCGGGGGCGAAGUCCUUCCUUGAGCGCUUUGGAGAGAAGUGCCAGGAGCGCGCUCAUCAGGGCACCCCCACGGGGACGGGGGGCACCCCGGCCAAGAACCUCAGUGUGACCCCCAACACACGGCUGGUCCAGGAUAAGCUCCGCGCAGCGCAGGCUGCCAGCACCACCACCUCAGAGCUAACCCAGAGACAGAAGCUGGAACGGGAAACGGAGCUUGCUCAAAUCCGCAGUCGCUUCCAGAAGGCGGGCAACCUGUGGAAGAACAAGGAGGAGGCGUCCGACGGCCAGAGGAACAGGGAGACCAAGACACCCGCACAACAGCCCUCCGAGUGUGUGAGCGCCACGUCUCAGGGAGGAGCUGAGUCCAGCACCCUCUCCAGCCUGACCUUUGCAGCAGGUCCCGGGCUCUCCCCGCCCGUCUCCACCUCUAGCCCGAUGAGGAGGGAGGAGCGGCCCGCCCCACUGGCUGACCCCCAGCCCCGGGUGGAGCAGGAGAAGAGCGAGGAGGAGGAGGAGGAGGAGGUGGAGACGAACGUGGACUCUGGCUCCAUCAACUCUGCGGUGAUCAACGAGCUGUUUGAGGGGGUUCUGGAGCAGAGCGACGACACAUCCAGCAGCACCGGGGAGGAGGGGGACGAGGAGGAAGAUCCACUGAAUAUCUCCUCCAUGUCCCUCCUCACGCCGCUGGCCGAGACGGUGGCGUCUGUGAUCCGCAGUCCUGACAGGAGGGAGCUGAUGACGUCCACGCCGGCCGGCUCCUUCCUGGAGAAGAGCGACACCUCCAGCAGCAGCAGCCCCACGCCCAGCAAGUUCCAGAGGGCCCGAGUGUCACGGGGCCAGUCCACAGACGAGGAGGGCCACAAGCUGCUCUACAGCGUGGACGCGUACCGCUCCAUCCGGGUGAAGGAGACGGAGCGGCCCCACGUCAAGCAGGUGAUCGUCAGGAACGAGGACGUGUCCCUGCGGACCGCGGCUGCCGGGCCCAGGGCCGCCGGCCAGGAGGCGGGCCUCAAGCAGAGGCUGAAGGCCCUGACCAGCGACAUGAACAUGCAGCAGACGGUGAUCCACCAGGCCAGCCAGGCGCUCAACUGCUGCACCGACGAGGAGCACGGCAAGGGCUCCCCGGUGGAGGCUGAGGCCCAGCGGCUGCUGCUGGUAGCCACUGAGAAGAGGUUGGCGCUGAAGGCCGAGCUGGAGCGUCUGAAGGGGGAGGGCCCGUCGGGCCAGAAGAGGGGGGCUGCUGGGCCCUCCAGGGCCCCCCUGAACUCGGGGGUCCCUGCCUCCAAGGGCUCCAUCACCCUGCAGGAGCUCCGGCUGCCCCUCAAGGCAGACUUUGUUUGCGCUGCCGCUAACAAGCCAGGGUCUUCCAGUCACUUCUUCUUCAUCCUGAUCAGAGCGGGGGCCGAGAACAUGGUAGCCACGCCCCUGGCCAGCACCCGCAGCGGGCUCAGCGGGGACGCACUCUCCUUCAAAACCAAGUUCACCAUGUCUGAUGUUUCCAAUGACUUUGAGGUGGAUAUCCAAGUCUACUGUCUGGUGAUGAAGCGGGAGGCAGCCAAUGACAAGAAGAAGAAGACCAGCAAGUCUAAGGCUAUGACACCAAAGAGAUUCCUUGCCAUUACAAAGAGCAGCCAAGCUCCAGUGAUGGCCAGCCCCGGGGGGCCCAAUGCGGUCCACACCAGCAGCUUCGUCCUGGUGGGCUCCCACAAGCUGACCCUUUCGUCCGUCGGGAAGAACAAGUUUCCCCUGGAGAAGAUCAAAUAUGAAGGAAGGGAAAGGGAACUUCUCAGUGACAUGUUUCAUAAAAAGGUGCCGUUCCUGUGCCCUCUGGAGGGUCACAUCCACCUGAAGAUGCAGUGCCAGGUGGGCUCCAGCAAGGUGGAGGAGAGGGGCUUCUUGACCAUGUUUGAGGAUGUGAGCGGUUUUGGCUCGUGGCACCGCAGGUGGUGCGUCCUGUCAGGGUACUGCAUCUCCUACUGGACCUACCCUGACGACGAGAGACGCAAGAACCCAAUGGGCCGUAUCAACCUGGCCAACUGCACCAGCCCGCGAGUGGAGCCCGCCAACCGCGAGUUCUGCGCCCGACCCAACACCCUGGAGCUCAUCACAGUCCGGCCCCAGAGAGAAGACGACCACCAGACCCUGGUCAGCCACUGCAGCAACACCAUGUGUGUCACCAAGAACUGGCUGAGUGCUGACACCAAGGAGGAGCGGCUCCUGUGGAUGCAGAAGCUGAACCAGAUCCUGGUGGACCUGCGCAUGUGGCAGCCGGACUCGUGCCUGACGCCUCCCUGAGGAGGCCCUCCCAGAGAAGGCCCUCCCAGUGGGGGCCCUUCCCCCUGGACCGUCCUGCCGGGGCCGCUGUGCAGACUGAGGAGCCGGUGGUCAGAGCGCUUUACGGGGGGAUGUAGGAGAGAGAAGGGGUGUCUGCUGUAAAGGAGGACGCAUGAGAAGCACCAAUAAAGCCAUACUGCUAACAUUUCAAUACAAUAUUUUAGCGGCUCUGGUUAAGCCUAUAUUUUAAUAAUUUUUAAGCUUAAAUGUGUUGAAGCAGCCAGCGUUUGACUAUUUAGGUGCCACUGCCCAAGACAAAACUAUACGUUUUUAUGAGCAUGGCUUUCAUAUUGUAAUCAAGACGUUUGAGAUGAUGCAUACUGCAAUGGUGGCGAAGCACAAAAUAAAUGUAGGUAUAUAUAUAUAUAUAUAUAUAUAUAUAUAUAUGGAGCAAGCUGAACUUUACUACUGCAUGACGGCACUGCCUGAGGCCCUAAAUGCACAACCUGUUAUUUCUACUAUAUAUGUCAUGGCUUGCUGUCAGGUUUUGUAAUGCCUUUGGUUUUUUUUUUUAUCCUGUCUAGUUAAACACCAUUUGUGUGCCAAACAUUACACAAGUCUCUUUUGUCUAUUUUUGUCUUUUAAUUGUAUGCAUGUUAUUUGUUUACGUGAGUGAUCUGGUGAAUGUGUAUCAAUGCACCGUAUUCUUCUGUACAUCUAUCUGGUCGGUUGGACACUUCUUAUGUGCCCAGUGAUACGGUAAACAUGUGGUGGCCUAUUGAGCGUGACGUGUAUGCAGGUGUAUUGCUGUAUCACACUCGGUCUAAUUGUUUACUUGUACCGUCUACUUUAAAGCACUCCAGGUUUCCUCAACACAGUGUAUCAGGUAUUUGUAAAACAAUGACUUUAAUAAAUGCCUGCUGCGACCGAACAUGUCUUAGUUCAUCUAGUAAAUGCAGAGUUGAAUAAAGUAAUGAUUUGUCCUGAAA
Messenger RNA from Gadus macrocephalus (Pacific cod), 4869 nucleotides. RefSeq names its product anillin, actin binding protein (gene anln). Gene Ontology annotation, biological process: septin ring organization; mitotic cytokinesis; actomyosin contractile ring assembly. The transcript is spliced from 24 exons. Lineage: Eukaryota; Metazoa; Chordata; Actinopteri; Gadiformes; Gadidae. Bases 143 to 3901 code for a protein of 1252 amino acids. The record is from RefSeq and is a predicted model, not a curated record. Gene Ontology annotation, cellular component: actomyosin contractile ring.